GGCGGCGGAGGCGGCGACGGGAAGGGCUCGGCAGCGCCAUGGCGGAGGAAGUCCAAAAGCAUUCUGUGCACACACUUGUGUUCAGGUCUUUGAAGAGAACCCAUGAUAUGUUUGUAGCUGAUAAUGCCAAACCCAUCCCAUUAGAUGAAGAAAGUCACAAAGUGAAAAUGGCAGUGAAGCUGCGUACAGAGUACGGCUCAGUGUUGCACAUGCCGACUCUCAAAGAGAACUUGAGAGAGAAAGGAGGUGCGAACACUGGGGAUCCAUAUGGACACAAACAGUACUCUGGAAAUCAAGGGCAAGAAGUUGAGUAUAUGGUAACUGGUACACACCCAUACCCACCCGGGCCUGGUGUGGCUUUGACAGCAGAUACUAAGGUCCAGAGGAUGCCUAGUGAAUCUGCAGCGCAGUCCUUGGCUGUAGCACUUCCUGCUUCUCAGUCCAGGUUGGAUGCAAAUCGGACAGCUGCUGGUGUGGGUGAUGUUUACAGGCAUGCUGGAAUAUCCGAGCGUUCACAGCCUCCUGGGAUGUCCGUGGCUAUGGUGGAAGCUGGUGGAAACAAAAAUUCUGCAUUAAUGCCAAAGAAGGCUCCAACCAUGCCCAAACCCCAGUGGCAUCCACCUUGGAAACUGUACAGAGUAAGUUACAAAUUAUAUGACAUGAACAUGCAUAUAAAAGUGAGAGAAUAUUUUAUGUUCUGUAAAGACCUCAAAGCAUAAUUUUUCUUCUCAUUC
Messenger RNA from Pipra filicauda (Wire-tailed manakin), 734 nucleotides. RefSeq names its product pleiotropic regulator 1 (gene PLRG1). The transcript is spliced from 7 exons. Gene Ontology annotation, cellular component: catalytic step 2 spliceosome; Prp19 complex; precatalytic spliceosome. The coding region runs from base 39 to 719 and encodes 226 amino acids. Lineage: Eukaryota; Metazoa; Chordata; Aves; Passeriformes; Pipridae. Gene Ontology annotation, biological process: mRNA splicing, via spliceosome. The record is from RefSeq and is a predicted model, not a curated record.